Molecule: messenger RNA, 5755 nt
Organism: Sceloporus undulatus (fence lizard)
Lineage: Eukaryota; Metazoa; Chordata; Lepidosauria; Squamata; Phrynosomatidae
Gene: GFRA1
Product: GDNF family receptor alpha 1
Exons: 10
Coding region: 323-1927 (534 amino acids)
Biological process (GO): nervous system development
Cellular component (GO): signaling receptor complex; external side of plasma membrane
Molecular function (GO): signaling receptor activity
Source: RefSeq, a predicted model, not a curated record
AACAACGAACUGUCCCCUUCUAGACCUCCUUCUGCUUCUUUCAUUUUGCUGUCACUUUGAGCCACCUUUUUCUCUUCAUCUCCUGCUGCUCCCAUGCACCCUAUUCUUCCCCUUGUACUCCACUAUUUCCCCGUUUCUCAUCCUGUGCCACCAAACAUUCCCCCCUUGCACCGUUCAUCACCACAUGCUAGGGACAGCUAGUGAGUGAUUUUUCUAUCACUCUAUCUGCAAAUGAUCUGGGACUGCUACUGUGAGACAAGAAGCAUUCAGAGCAAGUGCAAGAGAAGAAGGAGGAAAAUCAAAGGUUGGAUUCCUUGCCUGCAUGACACUCAGUGGUGUCUCUGAGGGCGAUCGGAAGAGAGACAGUGGAGCUUGGCAAGUCCAUGGAGAGGGACCUGGGCUUGGGCUGCUUUGGACUCUCCAAGGGCUGCUGCUGGUGAGGAGCUUUGCGCGCAGAGCGCACCGCGAGCGCAUCCUCUGCACAAGGGCAGCAGGCAGCAUGGCUUGGGCGACUACCACCACCACCUUGUGCUUCCUUUUGCCCUGCCUGGAGGUCCUCCUGUCUGGGGAAGUGAGUGGUCUGCUUGGCGGAGGGGACCGUCUCGACUGUGUCAAAGCCAGUGACCAGUGUCUCAGGGAGCAGAGCUGCAGCGCAAAAUUCAGGACACUGAGACAGUGUGUGGCCGGCAAAGAGAGCAACUUCAGUCGGGCGACAGGCCUGGAGGCGAAGGACGAGUGCAAAAGCGCCAUGGAGGCUCUGAAGCAGAAAUCUCUUUACAAUUGCCGCUGCAAGAGAGGCAUGAAGAAGGAGAAAAACUGUCUGCGUAUUUACUGGAGCAUGUACCAAAGCUUACAGGGAAAUGACUUGCUUGAAGAGUCACCUUAUGAACCAGUUAACAGCAGGUUAUCGGACAUAUUCAGGCUAGCGCCAAUUGUGUCAGCAGAGCCUGCCAUUUCAAAGGGGAACAAUUGUUUGGAUGCAGCAAAAGCCUGUAACCUAAAUGAUACUUGCAAGAAAUUCCGGUCAGCUUACAUAACUCCCUGUACCACCAGUGUGUCUAUUGAUAUCUGUAAUAAGCGGAAGUGUCAUAAGGCCCUGAGGCAAUUUUUCGACAAAGUUCCCCCAAAGCACAGUUAUGGGAUGCUCUUCUGCUCCUGCCGAGAUGUUGCAUGCACAGAGAGGAGGCGGCAGACUAUAGUUCCUGCGUGUUCAUAUGAGGACAAGGAGAAGCCAAACUGCCUGAAUUUACAAGAUACUUGCAAGACGAAUUACAUCUGCAGAUCUCGCCUUGCAGAUUUUUUCACAAACUGCCAACCAGAGUCACGGUCUAUUAGUAGCUGUCUGAAGGAAAACUAUGCUGACUGCCUCCUUGCUUACUCUGGGCUUAUUGGUACUGUUAUGACACCAAAUUAUUUAAACUACAACAGUCUCAGUGUCUCUCCAUGGUGUGAUUGCAGCAACAGUGGCAAUGAUCUAGAAGAAUGUUUGAAAUUUUUGAACUUCUUCCAGGAUAAUAUAUGCCUUAAAAGUGCAAUUCAGGCCUUUGGCAAUGGUACAGAUGUAAAUGUGUGGCAGCCGUUCUUACCUGUCCAGACCACCACAGCUUUAACUACAACAUCUUAUAGAUCGAAGUCACUGGGAUCUGAAAACACCAACAAUGAAAUACCUACCAACAAUGACUUACCAGCAUGUGCCAAUCUCAAGGUACCAAAGCAGAGCUUCAAUGAAUCUGUAAUGACGGAACUUUGUGUGACUGGGAACACAAUUGGAAAAGAAACCGUGGCAGGAGGUUCCACCAGUCACAUAUCUGCUGACAGUUCAUCUCUUCGUAUCAGCAUCAGGCCAAGCACACUUCUCAUGCUGAUGGCAAAUGCACUCUCAUUCUCCUUGCUGUCACGUUCAGCAGAAUCCUUGUAUAUGCUUUAACAAAAGGACCUGUACAAAGCAAAAAGAAAAAGGAAGUGGAUCUGUUCCCUAUCCUCCUCUGUUGCUGAUCUAAGAUUACAGUUCUAGAAGUUGAGGCACUCUGAUAAAAAUAGUUCUGGAUCAUUCUCAUCAUCCUCAUGAUCAUAUUGUAUUGUUAUUAUGAUUGUUAUUAUUUUCUACUUUUAAAGGAAGCUUCUUGUGAUACUUAGGAGCUUUGUGAAAUACUUGAUGCAGAACUACAUUCCAGACUCAAAAGUCUUUUGAACACGGCUGUGUUUUAAAAGAGAUGGAACGUAAUUUGCCUGUAAAACAUCCAGAUUGGAUUCCUUUGUUUCCACCUUCAUUUUCCUUUCCAGUUACUUCAGCUGGACCCAAGUAAAAUGAAACCAUUUUUCUUAUUUCUCAAAUCUAAGGGAUAAUCCAUCAGGAAGUUCUCCUGUCCAAGGUCCAUUUGUAAACAGUGAGGUCUGUACAAUAGUAUUUGGUCCUUUUAUGCCACUGAUAAGUAGGGUGAAGAUAGGGCUUCAUCCUGACCAAAAUCAAUGCCAAACUAUGGCUUAUGGUGACGAUUGCUAGAGCAGAGUGGAGAGCUGUUGUUUCUGGCAAGGUAUGGGCCCAUUCUAGAAACAUGUGAGAGGUAGGCAGAUAGAAAAAGUCAGGGAUUUCCUAAGCUGCACUGUGUAACCUACACCUUGUACAUAGACAUCUCUAGCACAUGGGAAAGACCUCAGAGCAGAGAAGUUCACUGAAGAACUUCCAGGUGAUUUUUGGCCUUGAUUAGUUUAUUCCCAUUAUUUUUCAGUUAUAUGGUUCGAAAUAACAGGAGCAGGCUGUUGACACGUGAUGAAUGUCUUCCCAGAGAGUGAAAUUCAUGUUUAUAGACAGUUACCAAUGUUUUAAUGUUUUAGCAUUCUCUUCCAUGUUUAUAAAUGUAUGUGGUUUUGCAGUACUUGCUGAGAAGCCAUUGCAAGUCAUAUAUCAGUAUAAUACACAUAUUUUGUUCAAACAUUUCUGCAGAAAUAGAGAGUGAUAUUAAACUUUCUAACUCUAUUUUUAUUUUUCUGAUUAUCAUAAUUUAGCCUUAAGAAGAGGUAAAAGAAUAAUCUUGUAUUAACAAAAAACAACUGUUGUGAAUAUUUCAGUAAUCUAAAAUUCUUUUAUCUUUUGGGGGAUAUAUUUAAAGAAAUAGAAACUUGUUUUUGUUAAAGGAUGUCAAUGAUACAAUUGCUGGUCUUCUUUAUUGUAAUUAUACAGUUUAGUUAUUUUACUGUUUGUUGAAUAAACAUGACCUGAAAUCUUAAUUACUUUAAAGAAACACCAUUAUCUGCUUAUAUUUAAUUCUGGGAAAUUAAUGAGAAAUACAAAGCUUUGUUCAUUUUAAAUUCCUUCUUCCACAAUUUUAGAGAAAACCAUAAGCACAGAAGGUUGGAACGUGUUUCUAUACAUAUUUGUGGAGACACUAGAUUCCAUCCAGAUGGAGAUGUGUGUGCAUGCCAAUCCAUAUGUCAUCCUCAUUUGCUGGAUGUUGCACUUCCAAUUAAAUGAUUUUUGUAUUUACAACCCAUUUAGCCUAUGAGCUGAGGUAUUUGUGCAGACCGUAAACCUAGAGGAGGAAAUGCACUUAUAUAAAGAGUCCUUGCACCACUGAAAUCAUCAUGCCCUGGAGUUCACUACUAGAAACCACUUUGUAUACUUGGUCUUCAGCCAAGUAGAAUACAGUAAUUGAUUUUUAAGAACUGUGUUCUGUGCUCCUGUCUAGGGUCACACUGAAACCUAGCCUAAAUAUUGUCAACCUGCCCCCACUGAGCAUUCUUAAAGAAAAGAGUGGGAAACAUGCAGCACACCAGAUAUUGUUGAACAGUUCCCAGCUUUCCUCAUCACUUGCUACACUGCCUGGGAGUUGCAGUCCAACAAUAUCUGGAAAAACACAUGAUUAAAAAUUCUGCCUAAAGAAGUGUCUUGUGGAGGCAGAACUGCUGUCAGUGUUUGGCUUUGCUAAUACAUAUUGCUACUCAGUUGCAAUUUAGAUGAGCACAGCAUUCUGCCAUUUUUGACCUGCUCUGGUCAUGUGCAUUGCUGCUAGGAAGCGGGGUCCAUUGUUAUAUUUGCAUUUACAGUGAAGGUAUGCCAUGUACCAGUGAAGGUAUGCCAUGUGUUAAAAUAUGUGAACAUUUUAAUAGAUGUGUUAAACUGAACCAAGUAAAGGGGAAAGAUGGGUCAUUUCUGGUCUGCAGAUGUAGUUGGAUUGCUGCUCCCAUCAGCCCUAGCAUGUACAUCCAAUGAUGAUGGGUCAUAAAAGAGGCAGUCCAAAAUCACCUGGAUUGAUUAAUUUAAUAGCAGCCAAUAGACAGGACUGAGUAUGCCUGCUUGCAUUUGUCUCACACAGAAUGGUUCAUGGAACACAAGUGAAUCUAGUCUGUGCCCAUGUCAGUGUUAGCAUUACAAUGAGUUCAGUCAGCUCAAGAGAAGAGUUUUAUCAUUGAAUGAUAUAAUGCAAAUGGCACAGCACUAACCGUUGCAGGGCAAACUAUCCAGCUUUUUUAUUUUUUAAAAUUCAUAUCAGUAGUUUGCUUGCAGCUUAUGGGACUGCUGCCAUGAGUGAGGGUUUACAAGAUCAGAGCCUUACAUGGUUUACUUUAAAGAGUUUUAUUUCCUAUUUUGCCUAUGAAUUUCAUUCAAGUCAUUUUUUAUCUUCCUCCAUUGAUGUUGACUGUUUAUGAAAGGCCAUGAGAAUUUUGGUCAGUGUCUAAAUGGGAUUAACAUAUCAUUGAAUGGGCAACACUUGUCCUAAGGACUUCCUUUGCAGUGAACUCUGGUGGCUUGGUGGCACUUAAAGAAAAAGAGUAGUAGCUACAUGAUCAACAAUGAUUAGCUUUUAAUUUAAAUGAAAGUGGGAGACAGCUGCCUAAAACAAGGAGUUCAUUAUUUUAAAUUCAGUGUGUCACAUUCCUUUAAAAGAAAUGCUUGGUUAGCCAAGUUGUGGCUGAACUUCCAGAUUCUUUAUCCACUCUUUCCCUUAUUUACAGUAUUGUAAAUGUACAAUACAUUACAACAGGGGUGGGGAAUAUGUGGCUCUCCUGAUGGAUGAGUCAUUCCCAUCAUCCUUAGCCAGAACAACCAGAAUGGUAUGGGAUUAUGGGGUUUGUAGUCCAACAAUACCUGGGUGACCACAUAUUUCUCCCCCUUAGGAAUUGUAUUAGGAUUAUGCAUCUUAAUAACCACAUUUUAUUAUGUGUAUAGCUGGAUUGGUAAUUUUGAGAAUACCUGGAGAAUCUACAAGCCAUUGUUAUACAGACAUGGGAAGCUGCACUGUCUUUCAUACCGAGGCUGUACACACAGAGACUUUUUCUCUACUCUAAUGAAUGAGAGAAUACUUGUUUGGAACGUGCCUAAUGGAGUUCCAAAGCAUUUUGGGUCAGAGCUGUGUUACUUAAGCGGUGUAUAUGCAUAAUUUUGUUUUGUCUUCUAAGUAUUAUAGAAUCAUUCCAUUGGGCAUCAGAAAUAGUAUUUCUUUUCCUCAUGAGUGUCCAUUAUGAGGGUCUUUAUCAAAUUCUGUAGGUAUAAAAGAAUGUCCCAAACAUCAGAUUAGUGUUAUUGCAUUUGGAUGUACACAACCAUGUAAUCUCUUUCCCAGAGUUUGGUAAAGUUCAAAGUCCCAGAAUUCCCUAGCUGUCAUAGCUAACAGUUAUAUUGGUUCAGGAAUAUUUUUGUAACUCAAAAGUAACUUUUCAAACUCUGAUCUUUCCAGCCAUUAGUUCUGCCAAAGCUGGCUGUGCUGAUCAAUUUGUGAAAGAUUUGUUCUUAAUAAAGUAAUAAAUGGACCCUUGA